AAUUCGAAAUUGUGUUAUGAAAUAAAGAAAGAAGAAGAAGAAGAAGGAGAAGAAUACGAAAGCAAAAAUCAUAAAUUCAAAAUGGUUCAAAAAAGUGAAGUGGAAGUGAAUACGAAGCCAGCGUAUAUGUACUAUUUGAUGUCGAAAAGUGGCCAAUGUUCACCGACCACCAGUGAUACAUUAGACAGUGGUACGGGCAGUGAUCUAGAAACAACAUCGACCACAAAUAGUAGUAAUUCAUACACGUUGCCAACAUCGUUAACACUAACAAAUGCCGUUUCAAAAUCGAUGCGAAAAUUCGGCGAUCUAUCACUCGAUGGGCAACGUCGCCUAAAAUCCCAUUCGAGCAACGAUAGUUACAAUACGGACAGUGAAGAAAGUGAAUCGAGCUUAAGUUGCGAUUCAUUAAAUUCCAGCGAAAUAAUGCGCAUGAAACAUAAUACAACGAAUAUAAUUCGAUCGUUGCCGUUUUCCAGUACGGUAUCUGAAUGCUUGGAGCCGACCGAAGGCACCAUUAUCACAUCCGAUGAAAAUAAUGUGACAAAAAUCAACUUUUUACCACGGUCAUUGUUGCGUGACAUACGCGAUCGUUCGAUGACAAUAGGCAAGAAUCAAUCAUCAGCCGCCGUCGAAUUUCCACAUCUUAACACCAACAGCAGCAGUAAUCAUAGCCAGAACAGCGACGACACGGAUGAAUGUAACGGCGAUACAAGUCCAUAUCGAAAUGGUGGCUGCAAUAAAACAAUUAUCGUAAACAGUCUGAAAGAAUGCAACAAUAUGACGACGACGACGAAGACAACGACAAGUGCCAGUUACACAAAUGAACCAUUCAAUUUACACCAUAGACGUGAUAAUAACAUAAACAAUGAUUUUGACCACUUGUUUACGACAAAUGGUAAAAGCGUUGAUCCAUUACGACGAGUCAUGCAAUGCAACAGUGAAACACCACGAAAUAUUUAUGAAAAUGACAAGUAUAUCAGUUUUCAUUUGAAUGAACGUGUCGAAAAUGCAACAAUGGGCCAACGCGAUUCACACGAUCGAACGAAAGAUGAUGAUUCAUUUGCUGGAUAUCGCGACAUUAGGGCAUCAUCGGUUGCAUCGACCAUACGCAGUUCAAAAGGUACCAUUCGAGGUGUUAAAAAUCGCGUUCGAAACGGCAUUGCUACAUUUUUGCAAAUGCAACAAACCAACGUUAAGAAUUAUAAAGAAAAAGAUGCCGGCAAAGUGGUAUUGUAUUCAACGAGUAUGGGAAUCGUACGUGAAACAUAUGCCAAAUGUGCCAAUGUUAAGCAAAUACUACGAACGUUGCUGGUCAAAUUUGAAGAGCGUGACAUUUUCAUGAGCAGCGAAUAUCAACAAGAAAUCAAAGAUCGCAUGCAAUCCAGAGAAAUACAAGUGCCGCAAUUAUAUGUCGACGGUCAACACAUUGGCGAUGCGGACCAAGUUGAGCGUCUCAAUGAAAGCGGCGAACUCCGACAAUUGUUAAAGAUGUAUAAGACAUCGAAUUCAUCUCAGACAUGUCAAAUCUGCGGUGGAUACCGUUUAAUGCCAUGCCCAUCAUGCAGUGGAUCCAAAAAAUCGGGGCAUCGAAAUCAUUUUACAACCGAAUUUUUGGCCUUGAAAUGCAUGAAUUGUGAUGAAGCUGGCCUGGUUAAAUGUUAUAAUUGUAACGAUUGAAUGGACGCAUCAUAUGAAAGAGUGUAAACAAGUUUCAAGAGCCCAACACGAAAUAUUUAUGUGAAAUGGAUUAAACUUCAAUUCCAUCACAUUCAAACAAAAUACAAUUAUCAAUUAAGCUAAGCAACGUUGUACUGUGGAAUGAAGUGAUCGUGAUUUAAAAAGUAUGCGAAAAAUAUAGUAAAAAAAAACAAGAGAUGAAAUAAAUAUUUCAAGUGCAUUUAAUAGAGUUCAUUAAUAAUUAAGAAAUUUUGCCCGUUAAGUCAAUUGGUCAUUGUAAAAUUAGGAAAGGGAGGAAGAGAGAAUUGAUUUUAACAGAUCUAAAUAGAUAAGGUGUAUUGUUUGAAUAGCCCGUUUAAUUGGAAAUAUGAAUAUUUAAGCCGAAUGCCAAUUGUAUCACAACUAUAUCGAACUGUAAAAAGAAAUAAAUUAAUAUUAGCCGAGAUGUGCGAGCCAGAUGUAGAGACAUAAAUGGAUUCAUAGAUUAAUUAACACUU
Molecule: messenger RNA, 2174 nt
Organism: Contarinia nasturtii (swede midge)
Lineage: Eukaryota; Metazoa; Arthropoda; Insecta; Diptera; Cecidomyiidae
Product: glutaredoxin domain-containing cysteine-rich protein CG31559-like
Exons: 5
Coding region: 82-1677 (531 amino acids)
Biological process (GO): sensory perception of sound
Source: RefSeq, a predicted model, not a curated record